Colossoma macropomum (tambaqui) is the source of this 1294-nucleotide messenger RNA. RefSeq names its product coiled-coil domain-containing protein 18. The transcript is spliced from 2 exons. The record is from RefSeq and is a predicted model, not a curated record. Lineage: Eukaryota; Metazoa; Chordata; Actinopteri; Characiformes; Serrasalmidae. Bases 296 to 694 code for a protein of 132 amino acids.
AGAGUACAUUUCAUAGAGGAUAGAGGAAAUAUUAGACAGUGCUGAUACACAGUGCCAAAUGUUCGUAGAGGACGGUGUGUAAAAGGGGUCCGCAGCGUACUAGAUGUACUAUGCAGUGAUGUUUGUAGGAUAAAUAAUAUAGCAUUGUAACUGCUUUGCCUUUGGGUGCAGUUCAGCUUGGAGCUAUCCAAACUUUGUUUAUAGCUAUAAUAGGGUUUUUUUCCUAUUACUUUUUUAAAUUUUCGAUUACAAUCCUCUGUGCCGGUGUUUGCUGUGCAGGCAGCUGCAGGAGGAGAUGAAUAAGUACCGUGGAGAGUUAAGUGAGAGGGAGAGGGAACUGCUGCUGAUCCGCAGGGCCAGCGGAGCUAAAGCCUCUCAGCUAGCUCAGAUGGAGAAGAUGCUGCAGGAGACCAAAGGCAUGCUGGACAAGAAGAACGAAAUGGGUGUGGACAAAAAAGCUUGCGGCGACACUAUGGUGUCCGAACUGGAGGAGAAGGUCCAGCGCAGUAAACGUGACCGGCGUAACUCUUUGCACCGCACGCAGCUGCUGGAGAGCCAGAUGAAAACGGUGCGGGGCGAGCUAGUGGACACGCUGGACCACCUGCAGGCGCUGCGGGACAAGCUUCGGCGCUCCCAGGAGAAAGCAGAAGAGCGCAAAGCCGCCAUGGAGAGACUCACCGCGGAGCUCAGGUGAGGCUUCAGGCCCCGUCCAACAAUCCUGACCUUCGUCCUGUCCUGUGUGAUGCCCUACUCACCUGCCAACACUAAACACAGACAGACUGUGCUAUUCUACCUAAAACAGAGACUGUGUAGGCUCUUCCUGUUCUUUUCCACACCACACGCUCCAGAAGAGGUAAAGCGUCUGAUAUUGACUGUGUCAUUUCUGCUUUUUGCGGUCACUGUCUGGUUAUUCCAUACCCAUUGGAUUGAGUUGUGUCUGGGCAAACUGUUGGACAAAAAAUCACUGACCGACUGAUGUAUCUUAUUGCUGCCCCAUUCUGAAAUUGACCGUGCCAUUUCUGCUUUCUGCGUCUGAGAAAAACUGUCACAAGGAGCAGCUGUGUUUACAGUGCUUGACAGAAAUUCUGUGACUGACUGAUGCGUCUUAUUGGUGAUAGCACUGUUUUCUGUUGACAGUAUUGGAGAGAAAUCAAUGAAGUUUAUUAUGUUGUAAUCUAACAGUUUCUCACUGUCCUGUAUUCUAAUCAUACUUUCAAUUUGUUUGAGGUUACACUCUUAUUCUCCAGGGUAUAUUUUGGUUUUUCCAUCUGAAUUCACAUGACCAAAUCAUAAG